CAGAAUUACAUUUACGUAGCAUAAAAAGCUAAAUCUUUAUCAUCAUCUACCAAGAUGAAUGUUUAUAAAAGAGAGGAUUACUAUAAAGAAAGUAGCAUUGAAUACCCACAUUGUGAUACAUGUGGAUUUUGGAUCAAAUAUGAUAAAGCAGGUAUUCCUCAAACUAAGACCAAGAAAAUAUUUUGUGUAAUGAAACAAGAACUUUAUCUUCUUCUUAUACAAAUAUUGGACUAUGAAAAAAAUGACAAAAAUACAAAGUCAGCAGUUGCUUUGUCUGACAAUAAUCAGUUAUUUAAAACUGAAAAAUAUGAAGAAUUUCAAGAAAAUCACAAAUCUUUAUUGGAAUUGUUCUUUGACAAAGAAUGUUAUGAAGCAAAAUCAUUACCUAUGUUAAAAUCUAUGAAUGACAUAAGAUUUGUUUUUAUAGAUAUAAAAAGUGAACUUCAUUUUAUGUCAAAUGAAUUGGUAAAAUAUAAAGUAAAUGUAGAAUGUUAUUCGCAAAGAAGUUACUUUGGUUUCUCAUGGCUUUUACAAAUAUCUACUGAAGAAAUAUACUAUAUGAUCGACUGCUUGAAACUUCAGAAAGAGUUAUAUAUCUUGAAUGAUAUUUUUAUGAACCUAGAGAUUAUGAAAAUUUUUCAUGAUGGAGAAAAUGCUGUUCUUAGAUUGUUUAAAGGUUUUUUGAAUUUUUGUUGUAAAUAUGUUUGAUACUGCCAUACUCAACAAAAUUGUAAUGGAUUCUAAAGAAAAAAACUUGUUACCAACUCAUAUUAAUUUUGAACCAAGUCAAAUCCACACUCAUUUCCUAAUCUUUUUUAAAACGUAUUUAAUCAAUUCCAUAAAUAAGGUACACAAGAAAAAGUUCUUGAAAACUAUGCGUCAAAAUUGUAAGAAAAUAUGCAGUAGUGUUCAUCAUAAAAUCAACUGGAAGAAAAUAGAUUUACAAAUUUAUGACACAGUUAAAAAUAAAGAAUAUUAUAUUGCAAAGGAAUUAUUGAAAUGGAGAGAAGUUGUUGCUAAAAAAGGUGAGUCUCCUAACUUCAUACUAUCAGAUAAUGAUAUUUUGAAAAUAUCACAGGAUUUGAUUCAUUGAAAUAGUUCUACCCUCAGUAAAUAUUAUGGAGAAAAAUUUUUACACAAUAAAGACACAUUUUUUAAUAUUAUUAAUGUUCUAACCGAAGUUAAUAAAAGGAAUAUUGGAAGGAAGAAAAUACAAAACUUAUUGUUAAAUGAUGUACAAUAUCAACCUUCUUUUGAAGGUAAAUUAGAUUUGAAAGCUGUUGAAAAUCUCAAGAAACUUGAUAAAAAAAAACAGGAUCAAAAGAGAAAAAAACAAAAACUAAAGAGAGUUGCAAAAUUUUAAUUACUUUAAGAAUAAUUAUAAU
Phymastichus coffea is the source of this 1385-nucleotide messenger RNA. Its product is annotated as exosome component 10-like. The transcript is spliced from 3 exons. Gene Ontology annotation, biological process: nuclear polyadenylation-dependent antisense transcript catabolic process; nuclear polyadenylation-dependent CUT catabolic process; nuclear polyadenylation-dependent snRNA catabolic process. The record is from RefSeq and is a predicted model, not a curated record. The coding region runs from base 55 to 708 and encodes 217 amino acids. Gene Ontology annotation, cellular component: nuclear exosome (RNase complex); nucleolus. Gene Ontology annotation, molecular function: nucleic acid binding; 3'-5'-RNA exonuclease activity. NCBI's taxonomy places the organism in Eukaryota, Metazoa, Arthropoda, Insecta, Hymenoptera, Eulophidae.